AUGUCCACCCCCGUCGAGGAGCACCCUGCUCCUAGAUAUAUAGACGAAAAGAGAAAAGAGAGGUUGGAUGAUGUUGACGUCUCCGCGUCCGAUGAUGGCACCUAUGUCCAUGAUGGCUCUGCCGUCAGUAACCACAAUCACCUCAGGGUUGACACCUCCUAUGAUGACACCCAGAGAUUACCCUUGCGCUCACCUUCGGCCGCGCGAGAACGAUCCCUGCGUCUAGAGGAUGACCUGGCUUUGCUCGAGGCGGAGCGUGUCGCGUCUCGUUCGACCCAUGAGGAGAUGGAAAAGGGAAGCAAGGCGGAGUCUAUCUCGCGAAUCCGUUCGCAUCGCUCGCGCAAUGUCGACGAAUUCGACGAAGCCACAAAUCCACUACACGAGAAGGCCGCCGUCUACAACCCGCCUGAAAAUCCAAAUACGAAGAUCUCCAAGUUCAUUAAGAAGGUUCAUGAGUCGAGCUUCAUCGUUCGCUAUAUCACUUAUAUCGUCCCGCUUGUUGUGAUCCUUCUCAUUCCCUUACUUGUUGGGGCUUUGGCCUUCCCUGAUGCCAAUGUUGGAGGUGUCUCUCUGCUUUGGUUCUCCGUCUGGCUAGAGAUUGUCUGGUUGACACUUUGGGCCGGUAGAAUUGUGGCUAAAUUCAUUCCCAUCCCUGUGGGAUUGCUUGCGAGUAUCUUCACCAACAAUGCGAAAAAAUGGCGUGACUUGGCUAAGCAGUUGGAGCUUCAUGCGACACUCUUCUUCUGGUGGUUGGGCGUGGAAAUUUCGUUCUUGCCCACCAUGAAGAAUCACCACGUUGAUGGAAAUUCCGCCACCCGCAGCUGGGAAAACUCUGUCAACAAGAUCAUCAUCUCCAUUUUCGUCUGGACCAUCUUGAACCUUAUCGAAAAGAUUAUCAUUCAGCUCAUCGCCAUCAGCUUCCACUUGCGUACCUAUGCUGAUCGGAUUGAAAUCAACAAGUUCCAGAUUGGCAGUCUCACCAAGCUGUAUGACUUUUCAAAAGCAAAGAUCGAGGCUGAUGAUGACGAAUUCGAGGAGAAGAAUGAUCAGAGUGGCAGCGGCACCAAGACACCGAUGCGCGUUCCCAUGCAAUAUGCCGGAAAGGCGCAGCGUAUUGCCAAGGGCGCCCUGAACAGAGUCACGGAUGUGGCGGGUGCAGUCGCCGCUGAUUUCACAGGCCGCAAGGCUACGAGCAGCAGCCACCCCUACCAGGUUGUUUUGACCCUGCUGCGCACGACUACCGGCUGUCAGGUUCUGGCAAGACGGCUCUACCGCACCUUUGUGCGAGAUGGUUUUGAAACCGUGUUUUCCGGGGAUUUGAAGGAGGCAUUCGACAACAACGAGGAAGCCGAGGCCGCAUUCACCAUGUUCGACAAGGAUAUGAAUGGCGAUAUCUCCAUGGAAGAGCUGGAGGCAGUCUGUGUGGAGAUCGGACGGGAGCGUAAAUCGAUUACCGCAUCUUUGAAAGAUCUCGAUUCGGUCGUAUCAAGACUUGACAAUGUGCUGGAGUUCUUCGUCAUUGUCAUCGCACUCAUUGUCUUCUUGUCGCUGAUUUCCACAUCGGCCGCUGGUGUUCUUACCUCUGCAGGCUCCAGUAUUCUUGCAUUGUCCUGGUUGUUCUCCGCCACUGCUCAGGAGUUUCUCCAAUCAGUCAUUUUCGUUUUCGUCAAACACCCCUUCGACGUGGGAGACCGUGUCACUAUCUACGGUAACGCCGGAGAUGCUGGCCUUGGUGACGACUACUUUGUCAAGCAGAUUUCCCUCCUGUAUACCGAGUUCAAGAAGAUGCAGGGCCACGUCGUCCAGGCGCCCAACAGUUAUCUCAAUACUCUCUUCAUCCUGAACCAACGUCGCUCGGGCGCACUCGCCGAAGCCAUCCCCAUCGUGAUCAAAUACGGGACGACGCUCGAACAGAUCGACGCGCUGCGCCAACGCCUGCUGGAGUUUGUCCGCAGCGAAAAGCGCGAGUUCCAGACCAACAUCCUCACCGAAAUGCGCCAAGUCACCGAAAACUUCUCGGUGACUCUCAACGUCGUCUUUUUCUACAAGUCCAACUGGCAGAAUGAAGGCCUGCGUCUGCAACGCCGCAACAAGUUUAUCUGCAUGCUCAUGAUCGCUCUGCAGGAGAUCGGCAUCGAGGGCCCACGCAUGAACCUCCAGGGUGCGAGCGUCGACUUCCCCGUUCACGUUCGCUACAACGGCCACAACCAGCAAUUCGCUCCCCCACCCGGCACCAGCGAUGGCCGGCCCCCAGCUACGCCUCUCAGCGAAAAGGAGUACCACGACCAGCCAGGCACCGGCACUGCCAAUCGCCACCCCUCGAUCCUCCGCAAAGGGAUGAACACCGCUGCUGCGCGCGCCCGUGGCGAAUCCAUCUCCCGCAAACACGUCGACUUCUCACUCGGCAUGCGCGACGUCUCCUCCAUGGAUGUCAUGGGCGAUGUCUUUGAAGGCCGCGGCCGCCACAUUGACGAAGUUGUCCGCCUCGCGAACCGCGAGAAUGACGAACGGCGCAUCCAGGAAGUAGAGGAGGAGGAAGAGGAAGAACGCAGGAGCCGCGCCUCAUUGUCCAAGACCCGCACCUCCAACUCCAGCGUCCACGCGGCCACCGGCUCCGAUGGCCGCCGCUCCACCGACUCCCACGGCGGCCACAGCAUCUCCUCCAGCCGCAACCGCUUCUUCCGCCAUCGCACACACCCCGUCCACGAGCAGGAGGACAUGAUGGAACAGGGGCGGUCUGACAUCGGCCCGGCGCUAUCGCAGAUCCGCACCGUUUCACCUUCUGCUCGCUCGACAGACGACCGGGGUACCACUAUCAACCGCCAGCCGACGGGACAUUGA
Messenger RNA from Aspergillus fischeri NRRL 181, 2841 nucleotides. RefSeq names its product Mechanosensitive ion channel family. The transcript has 2 exons. The record is from RefSeq and is a predicted model, not a curated record. Gene Ontology annotation, biological process: calcium ion transmembrane transport; intracellular calcium ion homeostasis. The coding region runs from base 1 to 2841 and encodes 946 amino acids. Gene Ontology annotation, molecular function: calcium ion binding; calcium channel activity. NCBI's taxonomy places the organism in Eukaryota, Fungi, Ascomycota, Eurotiomycetes, Eurotiales, Aspergillaceae. Gene Ontology annotation, cellular component: membrane.